Molecule: messenger RNA, 1741 nt
Organism: Arachis ipaensis
Lineage: Eukaryota; Viridiplantae; Streptophyta; Magnoliopsida; Fabales; Fabaceae
Source: RefSeq, a predicted model, not a curated record
CUGCUAGGGCUUGUUGUCGUCGCCGUUCUGCCACUGCCAGGCUGCUGUAUCGCCGCUGAGGAUCUCGAAGGGAUGUCUCACUGCCGUUGUGCUCUGUCGCCGCGCUGCCGUCGACUGGAGCUCGCCGCUGAGCUGCUGCACCGUCUCCAAGCCGUUGCGUCACCGCUCAUCUCUUCUUCACCAUCGCCGCUCAUCACCAUGGUUGUAUCCUCUGUCACCAGAAAUAAAAUCAGGACAUGGAUUUGUUGUUGAAGAUGAAGGGUACAGGCAGGACAGUGACAUUUAGAAAGUUAAGCUUUCAAGGGAGGCAUUGACACAGCUCUCCAAGUUAGUUGAGUCCAGAGUUAGUACAGGGUGAGUAUCUUUUUUUUGUGUGCAGCUUAUGAGAAUUUUUUUCAUCUUAAUUGAUGUUGGAAGCUGAAAGUGCUCAUUCAGUUGUUUAGGUGAUGAUGAUAUUUGGAUUGAUAACAUCAGAUAAAUGUGUGAAGCUCUAAACAAUUGAGUGAAUUUAUAUGGUUUUAUGUUUCCUUUUUUGAUGAUUGCUUUUGUAAUUGACAAGUUCCAUAUGGAUAUCGUCUAGGAAUAUGGCCAAAUAGCAUUCUCCUAUGAAAUUGCUUUUAGAGUUGAGUCAGGUCCAUAAUUCUAAAUUGGUAACAAAACUUAUUGUUUGCUUCAUGUUGUAAUUGACUGCAUUUUAUAUAUAAUUAAAUGCUAGAUUUGAGAUUCCUAUAGUAUAACUAAUACCUUAUGAACUAUGUUCUGUUUCCUCUGGUUGAGAUUAUUUACUGAAUUUUGAUUCUAUCAUUUUAGCAGAUCCAGAACUUGAAACAUCAGUUCUUUCAGUUUGGUAAGUUUUAUAACAUAGCAUAACUUUUCUUGUUAGAAAUCUAAGUCAGAUUUUUCUUGUGCAGUCUCGAUACGAUCUUAACACUAUUCUAUUCCUUUUGGAAUUGGGGCUGCUACCAGGUUAGAUUAAAUACUAUCUACCAUAAAUCUUCUAUUUGCAUAUCUAGAGGCUGUGGAUGGCAGCACCUUGGGCCUUUCAUAAAUCUAGGAGCAUUCUACCUAUGUGGGAUUUCACUUGCUGCAACAUUGGCAUUUUGGGUCAAAUUAAGAGCUGAUUAGAUUCUUUAUUCCAUUGGGUUCAUACCCUCCUAGUGUGUGUCUUCAAGGGAUGCGAUGGUCAACUAUCAUGAAUGUGAAGUCAAAUUAUGGGAUAAAAAGAAAUUGGCAAGGAGAUCCAUGCAUUCCACUAAGUUACAUGUGGGAUGGUGUUAAUUGCAGCUAUGCUGGUUCUUCUUCUCCAAGGAUCAUAUACUUGAACUUAUCUUCCAGUGGUUUAACUGGAAAUAUAGCAUCAGCCAUAUCCAAUUUGAAGUCAAUAGGAUAUUUGGAUUUAUCAAACAACAGUUUGACAGGAUCAGUGCCUUAUUUCUUAUCUCAACUUCAUUCCUUGAAAGUUCUGAACCUGGAAGGGAAUCAGCUAACAGGAGCAGUUCCAAUGCAACUCAGAGAGAAUUCAAAUAAUGGCAUGCUCAAAACCAGUGCAAGUUUUGGAGGAAAUCAAGGUCUUUGUUAUUCAGGUUCAUGCAGCAAUAGUAAUAAAGUUGUGGUUCCAUUGGUGGCAUCACUAGGUGGAGGUUUUGUUAUUCUAGCAACAGCAAUCACUUCUUUUUUAUAUUCAAAAGACAUAGAGGUACAUGAUAAUCUUCUAUGUUUGGUUUAAUUUCUAAGACAGUUA